Lolium perenne is the source of this 855-nucleotide messenger RNA. NCBI's taxonomy places the organism in Eukaryota, Viridiplantae, Streptophyta, Magnoliopsida, Poales, Poaceae. The record is from RefSeq and is a predicted model, not a curated record.
AUGAGAUCCCACCUGAGCCACCGUCCCUCGAUCUGCCUUCUUCCCCUGAGCGACGCUGCCGUCCCUCGAUCCCACCCCUCCCCUUCUUCCUCUCCGCCGGUGACGCCCUGCGCCCAUUCACCACUGCGCCCUCCAUUCCUGGAUCUCUGUCGGCCACCUUCUCCUGGAUCUCCGAAGCCACCUGCUCGCCCUCCAUUCCCCACUGUGGCCAGAUCGAGAUUUCCCCCUCGAAUCCCCGCCGGCGACCACCUCUCCCACCACUGGUGCCCCAUCCUCUGCCUCGAGCCCUCACCGCCACGCCCCCGCAGUACUCGCCCUCGACGCCACGCCGCGGAGCAGCACGCCGCCACGCCCUCGACGCCACACCCUCGCCACGCCGCGGAGCCGGAGCAGGAGGAGCACGCUGCCACGCCCUCGACAGCUGACGCCGCUGCAGAGGACCGACGCCGCGCAUCCUUCCAAGAGAUUGCCGCAGCGACGUCCAUCGUCACGCGCACCUUGGAGCAGCAGCUGGAGAAGCACGCUGUGCCGCCCUCGACCGCUGAAGCCACCACAGAAGACCGCCACCGAAUUUGCACACAGGCUGAGACUUGGAGCAGGAGCAGGAGAAGCACACCGCGUCGCCCUCGACUGCUAACGCCGCUGCAGAAGACCGCCGCCACAUCCUCCAAGGUAGCCCUCGAUGCUGAUGGUGCUUGCUGCUGUUGCUUGCUAUUGCUGCUAGCUUGUUGCUUGCUGCUUGUUAGCUGCUGCUUCUUGCUAGCUGCUGCUUGCUUGCUAGCUGCUGCUUGCUGCUUGCUAGCUGUCUGCUGCUCAUUGCUUGCUAGCUGUCGCUUGCUUGCUAUCGCUUGCUAG